Truncatella angustata is the source of this 393-nucleotide messenger RNA. RefSeq names its product heterokaryon incompatibility protein-domain-containing protein. The coding region runs from base 1 to 393 and encodes 130 amino acids. NCBI's taxonomy places the organism in Eukaryota, Fungi, Ascomycota, Sordariomycetes, Amphisphaeriales, Sporocadaceae. The transcript has 2 exons. The record is from RefSeq and is a predicted model, not a curated record.
AUGCGUCUCCUUCAACUCCGAAAUGGCGACCUGAGGCUUACUCCAGACCUUAUCGAUGAUAUUCCACCUUACACGAUAUUGUCCCAUACUUGGGGACCCGAGGAAAGGGGAGCAAACAAAAUUGGUUACCAAAAGAUUUUAUUCUGCAGCCAGCAAGCUAAACGCGAUGGCCUUGAAUACAUCUGGGUGGACACUUGUUGUAUCGACAAGAGAAGCUCUGCCGAAUUGACGGAGGCGAUCAACUCGAUGCUUCGCUUGUAUCAAAAUGGGGCCCACUGUUACGUUUAUCUGUCAGAUGUCUCGAAAAAGUCUGGCCAAGCUUUGCGGCGUUGGGAUGCUCAAUUUCGCCAAAGCAGAUGGUUUUCACGAGGAUGGACUCUGCAAGAGUGCUAA